AUGAGGAAGAGUGAGGAGGUGGUCCCUAUUUCAGGACUAACCAUGGAGAGUGGUGAUCUCUUCUCACCUGUGAUGGUGAAGAUGGUGAAGAUCUCUUCACCUCUUGGAGACACCUACCAAGGCUUCUUGGAAGGAGAUAUGCAGGGAGAAAAGUGCAUCUUCCUGAAUUCAUCCAUCUCCCAUCCCAUGCCUUGUCAAUAUAGUUCCACUGCAACCAUAGGAUAUUCAUUCCCAGAAUGGGCAAUAGGUGGAUCCAAUAGCCCUCCUCAGCUUGGUAAGGUUGCUGAUGAUGAGCAACCUCAAGCAGCAUGAUCUGACCUCUGACUUUGUUGGACUCUGUUGCCUCCAAUUUUCCAUCAUGUGGGAUCCUCCUGUGAAAUGAUCGUCCUGACCUUUAUGGCAGAUAUCUGAGGAGCCAGAUUUGAUAUUCACUUUUAUUUGUGACCAAAAAGAGCAGUUGUGAUAUCUUGCCUCUUCUACUUCAUCUGGGUAGCUGCAAAGUAAUUGUAGGAAAAAAUGGCAGUUUUCAUCACCUCCUCUUCUCCAUUCUACCUCCA
Molecule: messenger RNA, 557 nt
Organism: Darwinula stevensoni
Lineage: Eukaryota; Metazoa; Arthropoda; Ostracoda; Podocopida; Darwinulidae
Source: the annotation of a GenBank genome assembly